AUGCGAGGCUUGCACAGCCGCUCGAUCCUGACCAGCAAACGCGACACGCCCACUAGACUUACCACACUUGAUAGGUUUGGCUGUGUGCGAUCACCCUCUGCAAGCAUUGUGUUUACGAUGAGCGACAAUCCAACAAGCCCGAUAAGCUCUCCACCAACACCUAGGACGGCAAAUCCGGCAGCAAAAGUCGUGGUGCGGUUUAGAGCAACAGGAAACGCUCCCAUUCUCAAACAAAACUUUUACAAAAUAACUGCAUCGCAAAAGUUCCAGACUGUUAUGAACUUUCUGAGGAAGGAGCUGAACUAUAAGGCGCAGGACCCGCUGUUCCUCUACGUCAACAGCGCAUUCGCACCGGCUCCAGAUGAAAUUGUUGGAAACUUGUACAAGUGUUUCGGUACAGAAGGCAAUUUGAUAAUAAACUACUCCACAACGGCCGCGUGGGGAUAAGAGCAAACUUGGUCAUAUUUGCAACCACCGCCUGUGCUAGUUCGCAGGGGCGUCUGUCUGGCGCAAUGCCUUGAUUCCUCGCAUGAAGGACGUCAAGAAGAUGUGAACAAUGUGGUUCAACAGUGUCCAACCGAGAUACUUGCGCCUUUGUAGCAUCCGCUAUACUCCCUGUAACAGCUAUCGGAUGGAUCCUGCACUAUAUUGACGCAAGCACAGGAUUGUAGUUUAUUGUAUCAGAUAGGCGUGCCAAUUUACGGGGCUGGUAUUCAUUUGACCCAGAAGGUCAAACCCCAGCACUAGUGCGAGGAGGACCAACAGGGAUGCAUUGGCGAUUAAUGAAGAGCGCGACGAGGGCCCCCUUCUAUGGGAUCCUUUAGAAUUAAAAUUCGGCGUACUGUCUAAGAUUUUACAUUUGAGAAUGUGGUGAUUGAAACUUGUGUACGGAGCGAAAUUGCCAUAGAAAAAGAGACAAGU
Molecule: messenger RNA, 921 nt
Organism: Spizellomyces punctatus DAOM BR117
Lineage: Eukaryota; Fungi; Chytridiomycota; Chytridiomycetes; Spizellomycetales; Spizellomycetaceae
Exons: 4
Coding region: 1-447 (148 amino acids)
Biological process (GO): C-terminal protein lipidation; autophagy of mitochondrion; autophagosome assembly
Cellular component (GO): cytoplasm; phagophore assembly site membrane; Atg12-Atg5-Atg16 complex
Source: RefSeq, a predicted model, not a curated record